GAAACAGUGAAACUGAAACCAAACCGCCAUAUGUUGCAACUCCAAAACUGAAGCUAAUUCAAUUCUUACGCUGCUUUCUUAUCACACAAAAAUCGAAACUUCUCUUUAUGAUCCCGCCAAAAGUAUAAACAAGAAUCCAACUUACAAAGAUAAGUGCAUUGUGACAGAGAAUAUGGAACCGAAGCAAGAGACAGUGAAGAACAAUGAUGAUGGGGUUUCGGAGGAUCUGACUCUGAAUCAGGACGAAGAUGAGUUCGAUUCCAAGGAGAGGGUGCUCCACAAGUACUUCCUCCAAGAGUGGAAGCUCCUCAAGUCACUCCUUGACGACACCGUUUCAAAUGGCCGUGUCUCUGAUCCUUCAUCUGUUCACAAAUUCAGAUCCAUUAUAGACAAGUAUCAAGAGCAGGGCCAACUUAUAGAACCUUACCUGGAAAGUAUGGUUUCUCCACUGAUGAACAUUAUUCGUUCCAGAACAAUUGAACUCGGGGUAGCUUCUGAUGAAAUUCUUGAAAUAAUCAAGCCGAUAUGCAUCAUUAUAUAUUCACUAGUCACAGUUUGUGGAUACAAGGCUGUGAUUAAGUUCUUUCCCCAUCAAGUUUCGGAUUUGGAACUUGCUGUAUCUCUAUUGGAGAAGUGUCAUCUUACAAGUUCUGGAACAGCACUGAGGCAGGAAAGCACAGGAGAGAUGGAAGCUAAGUGUGUGAUGCUACUAUGGCUUUAUAUACUUGUAUUGGUGCCUUUUGACAUCUCCACCAUUGACACCAGCAUUGCCAACAAUGAAAAUCUCAAUGAAUUUGAGCUUGCCCCUCUUGUGUUGAGAAUAAUAGGGUUCUGUAAGGAUUACCUUGCAACUGCUGGUCCCAUGCGUACUAUGGCUGGACUAGUGCUCUCAAGGCUACUUACUCGGCCAGAUAUGCCAAAAGCCUUUACAAGCUUUGUUGAGUGGACCCAUGAGGUCAUGUCUUCUGUAACCGAAGAUAUACUCCAUCAUUUCCAAUUACUUGGCGCCGUUGAAGCAAUGGCUGCUAUUUUCAAGGCUGGCAGCCGGAAUCUCUUAUUUAAUGUAAUCCCCGUUGUUUGGAAGGACACUUCAAUAUUGUAUAAGUCUUCAACUGCAGCUCGAAGCCCUUUACUUCGCAAGUUUAUAAUGAAGUUAACCCAACGGAUUGGGCUCACUGCCCUUCCUCAUCGGUUGCCCUCAUGGCGAUAUACGGGAAGGACUACCAAACUAAAUGUUUCUCUGAAUACAUCCAUUUCAAUUGAUCAGUCCAAUAUGGCUGCGUAUGGCAACUCCUACAAAUCAAAUGAAGUUAUAGAUGGGGCAGAAGAUGAAGAUAUGGAGGUUCCAGAAAAUGUUGAAGAGAUUAUUGAGAUGUUGCUAUCUGGUUUAAGGGAUAUGGAUACCAUUGUCCGCUGGUCUGCAGCUAAAGGCAUUGGGCGUAUAACUUCACGAUUGACAUCAUCUCUUUCUGAGGAGGUUUUAUCAUCUGUUUUGGAGCUAUUUUCACCUGGUGAGGGUGAUGGUUCCUGGCAUGGAGGCUGUUUAGCUUUAGCUGAACUUGCUCGUCGAGGCCUUCUCUUGCCUAUUAGUCUUCCUAAAGUUGUUCCUGUUGUUGUGAAGGCGCUACACUAUGAUGUUCGGAGAGGUCCACACAGUGUUGGUUCUCAUGUACGUGAUGCAGCUGCAUAUGUUUGUUGGGCAUUUGGGCGUUCAUAUUAUCAUGCAGAUAUGAGGAGCAUCUUAGAACACCUUGCCCCACACCUCCUUACAGUGGCAUGCUAUGACCGUGAGGUUAACUGCAGAAGAGCAGCAGCAGCUGCUUUUCAGGAGAAUGUUGGACGGCAAGGGAAUUAUCCACAUGGCAUUGACAUAGUGAAUACUGCAGAUUAUUUCUCACUUUCUUCUCGAGUACACUCCUAUCUUCAUGUUGCCGUCUUCAUUGCUCAGUAUGAAGGAUAUCUUCUUCCGUUCGUGGAUGACCUGCUGGAUAGAAAAAUUUGCCACUGGGAUAAAAGCUUGCGAGAACUUGCUGCAGAGGCUCUUUCUUUUCUUGUAAAAUAUGACCCUCAGUAUUUCGCAAACACUGUCAUGGAAAAGUUAAUUCCUUGGACUCUUUCAUCUGAUUUGUGCAAGCGCCAUGGGGCUACUCUAGCAACUGGGGAGCUGGUUCUGGCUUUACAUCAAUGCAGCUUUGCUCUUCCUUCUGAUAAGCAAAAAACUCUUGCUGGUGUUGUUCCUGCAAUUGAGAAAGCACGGCUUUAUCGUGGAAAGGGAGGAGAGAUAAUGCGUUCAGCUGUUUCUAGAUUUAUUGAAUGUAUUUCCAUAUCUAAAGUAGCUUUAUCAGAAAAGAUAAAGAGAAGCUUGCUUGAUACUCUGAAUGAGAAUCUAAGACAUCCUAAUUCUCAGAUACAGAAUGCCGCUGUUAAAGCCCUUAAACAUUUUAUCCUGGCGUACUUACUUGCUUCAGAUAAUAAAGGUACAAGUGAUGUGACAGCAAAGUACCUCAAUAUGCUGACCGAUCCAAACGUAGCUGUAAGGAGAGGAUCUGCAUUGGCAAUUGGUGUUUUGCCAUAUGAGUUAUUGGCUGGCCAGUGGAGAAAUGUGGUUUUGAAGCUUUGUAGCUGUUGUGCAAUUGAGAAAAACCCUGAAGACAGAGAUGCUGAAGCACGUGUAAAUGCUGUCAGAGGGCUCAUAUCAAUAUGUGAAACAUUAAUUAGUGGAAGAGAAGAUGCUGCAACAUCUCUUAUUGAGAAUGAUAUUUCUCUGUCUGUUCUAAUAAAGAAUGAGGUGAUGAUGAGUUUAUUUAAAGCUCUUGAUGACUAUUCUGUUGAUAACCGAGGUGAUGUUGGUUCUUGGGUUCGUGAGGCUGCGUUAGAUGGCCUUGAAAAAUGUACAUAUAUGCUUUGUAAGAUAGAUAAGUCAGCCUCUUUGUCUGGAACAUCAGAUGGAAAGGAAAUUGAAUCUUUAGUGCAGCCUUUAAAUGAUAACUUGCCUAAGAACAACCAAGAGCUUUUAUUAUUUGAUGAAAAUCUUGCUACCAGUUUAAUCAGAGGAAUUUGUAAGCAAGCCGUAGAGAAGAUGGAUAAGUUGAGAGAAGCAGCUGCAAAUGUUCUCCACAGAAUUUUGUAUAACCAGAUUAUAUAUAUUCCAUAUAUACCUUUUCGAGAAAAGUUAGAAGAAAUCAUUUCUAAGGAAGCAGAACCAAAAUGGGCCGUCCCUUCCUACUCUUAUCCAUGCUUUGUUCAGUUACUUCAAUUUGGUUGUUAUAGCAGAGAUGUGCUAUCUGGAUUGGUUAUCUCUAUUGGAGGGUUGCAAGAUUCUUUGAAGAAGAUAUCGCUCUCAGCACUAUUGGAGUAUCUAGAAGGGGUUGAAUCUGAAGAACAUAAUACAAGGAUGUCCAGGGAGUACAUGCUAUCUGUUGACAUCCUGUGGGUUCUCCAACAAUAUGAGAAAUGUGAUAGAGUUAUCAUACCAUCUUUAAAGACCAUUGAGACUCUACUCAGCAAAAAGGUAUUCCUUAACAUGGAGGCCAACACUCCAACUUUUUGUGCUGGAGUUCUGGAUUCUCUUGCAAUCGAAUUGAAGGGAUCCAGAGACUUCUCUAAGUUGUAUGCUGGUAUUGCAAUACUUGGUUAUGUAGCUUCAGUACUGGAACCAAUCAAUAUGAGGGCCUUUUCUCAACUUGUUUCUUUUCUUGUGCAUCGGUACCCUAAGAUUCGAAAAGCAGCAGCUGAACAGGCGUACCUUGUCCUGCUACAAAAUGGGAAUCUUGUAGCUCAAGACAAGAUUGAGAGAGCACUCGAAAUCAUAUGCGACACUUGCUGGGAUGGCGACAUGGAUCUAGCAAAACAGGAAAGAGUAGCAUUAUGUGAGACCGUAGGUUUGGAGGUGGGGCCAAUUGGUAAGAACACUGAUGGAGCAUCAAGAAAAACCAGCACUAAGAAGCCCACAAACUUGGAUGAGAAUGCAUCAUAUUCCUCAUUGGUUGAGUCAUCUGGCUUCUGAUUUACUUAUUUAUUUUUGGUCCCAUCCCAGAUUUUCUUUUGUACAAUGUAACUUGCUAGUGUUGAUAUGAAAUUUUCUUGUCAAUUGGUCAUUUUUCCUGUUAUAUUAAAACGUACUACUCAAUUUGUUGUGCAUUGUAUGUCUUACUGUAAAACUCUACAGAAAUGAUGAUUUCGUUUUGCUCA
Molecule: messenger RNA, 4191 nt
Organism: Arachis stenosperma
Lineage: Eukaryota; Viridiplantae; Streptophyta; Magnoliopsida; Fabales; Fabaceae
Product: tubulin-folding cofactor D-like
Exons: 17
Coding region: 173-4006 (1277 amino acids)
Biological process (GO): post-chaperonin tubulin folding pathway; tubulin complex assembly; microtubule cytoskeleton organization
Molecular function (GO): beta-tubulin binding; GTPase activator activity
Source: RefSeq, a predicted model, not a curated record